UGAGGGAACUGAAGCGGCCAACACUGUACAGUACAACAGCAGUGUGAAGAUGGCGGAGGGUGAAUUGAACGUGGAUAGCCUCAUCUCUCGGCUGUUGGAAGUGCGGGGAUGUCGCCCGGGGAAGAUAGUCCAGAUGACAGAGGCGGAGGUGCGGGGUCUUUGCAUCAAAUCCAGGGAGAUCUUCCUCAGCCAACCCAUCCUGCUGGAGCUGGAAGCACCCCUGAAGAUCUGUGGUGAUAUUCAUGGGCAGUACACAGACCUAUUGAGGCUGUUUGAAUAUGGUGGCUUCCCUCCAGAGGCAAAUUACCUUUUCCUGGGUGAUUAUGUGGACAGAGGGAAACAAUCCCUGGAAACCAUUUGCCUUCUGCUUGCCUACAAGAUCAAAUACCCAGAGAACUUUUUCCUGCUCAGGGGCAACCAUGAGUGUGCUUCCAUCAACCGCAUCUAUGGGUUCUACGACGAGUGCAAGCGCAGGUUCAACAUCAAGUUGUGGAAGACUUUCACUGACUGCUUUAACUGCCUCCCCAUUGCUGCUAUUAUUGAUGAGAAAAUCUUCUGCUGCCAUGGAGGGCUAUCACCGGACUUGCAGUCGAUGGAGCAAAUCCGCAGGAUCAUGAGGCCCACAGACGUGCCCGACACAGGUCUGCUAUGUGACCUGUUGUGGUCAGAUCCAGACAAGGAUGUACAAGGCUGGGGAGAGAACGACCGCGGGGUCUCCUUCACCUUCGGAGCAGAUGUGGUCAGUAAGUUCCUAAACCGGCAUGACCUGGACCUCAUCUGCAGAGCCCACCAGGUUGUGGAGGAUGGAUACGAGUUCUUUGCCAAACGCCAACUGGUCACACUUUUCUCUGCUCCAAACUACUGCGGGGAGUUUGAUAACGCAGGCGGCAUGAUGAGUGUUGAUGAAUCCCUCAUGUGCUCCUUCCAGAUCCUAAAACCCUCAGAGAAGAAGGCCAAGUACCAGUACGGUGGUGUAAAUUCUGGCCGGCCCGUCACCCCACCCCGCACCACCCAAGCCCCCAAGAAGAGGUGAACAUACAACCGUGGCUCUCCCUCCUCCUUCUCACCUCAUGCAACCCCCGUCUGCCAUCAUGGCGCCCCUCUGUAACUCCCCUGUAUAGUGAAGAUACAGGGCUUAUCUAAUUGCCCGAAUCUUUCUUCUCCUCCUUCCCCACUCAACCAACCCCUCGUCAACUCCACUGACAGCUCUUUUCUUAAUGUGUACGUGUACAUAAAUUUGCUGUGACCAAUCUUUUUCUCUUUUUUUGCCUGUUUGUUGGUAUUUUUGAUAUUAUUAACAAAUAAUCUUUUUUGGUGGUUUUAUUUCUAAUGCUUUUUCUUUUGUUUUCUUUCUUUUCUGGUUUUCUGGGCUUCUGUGUUGUGUAAAGGAAUGCCUUCUCUGUUUAGAGCGGCAACAUGACCAAGUCACCAUAAAUCUUUUUCAAAACAAAAUGAAGGUUCAACGUUAUUUUGCCUUGACCUCUCAAAAAACCGAGAGAAUCUUUUCCGUGUGCUUCAGUUCAGACUGCGGUUUCUGUGCAAUGAUAGUUCCCUAGACACAAAUAACAUUUCUUUUAAUCCAGUUUAACAUCUUAAACUCGUUACAGCAUGUGCAGUGCACUUUGUGGUUGUUGUGCACAAGCACAUUUUAUAUAUUUAACCAAUGAGAAAGCGCAACUCCCAAUGAGUAGCAGAGAAUGUGAACAGACCGACUUGAAUGAAAUAUAGAGGCUAAAUCAGAUGCUGCUGGCAGUGACACGCUCUACCCGAAAACAACGCCCUCUGGGCAUCAAUUUCUCCACUCUGUUAAUGCCUCCCUGCGCCACAGCUCCACUCCCACACAAAAACAUGCCGCUCUCCACAGAAAGCUGGCAUUAACCUUUUCCUUGGUGUAUUUAAUAUUUGUUCUGAUUAAGAUAAUUUGCCUUCAUUUAAAAAAAAAAGAUCUUGAUUUAUAGUGAAAGGUGAGCGAGAGAGACUUUUUGAAUGUUUGAACAUCUGUGGUGGGUUAAGUUCUUGCAGAAGCAUUUAUGACAGUGGUGGGUUUUAUAUGGGAGCAGCUAAUAUAAGGAGAUUGUGCUCUGCAAAGCUGGAUCUUUGUAUGGAGAGAAUAAAGAUAAGAAAUGUUAAACCACUGGCUGCAAUUUCACAGGAUUCUAAAUAAGCUCUUACAU
This is a messenger RNA of Pelmatolapia mariae (spotted tilapia), 2174 nucleotides long. RefSeq names its product serine/threonine-protein phosphatase PP1-beta catalytic subunit-like. The coding region runs from base 50 to 1033 and encodes 327 amino acids. The record is from RefSeq and is a predicted model, not a curated record. Gene Ontology annotation, cellular component: cytoplasm; nucleus. NCBI's taxonomy places the organism in Eukaryota, Metazoa, Chordata, Actinopteri, Cichliformes, Cichlidae. The transcript has 8 exons. Gene Ontology annotation, molecular function: protein serine/threonine phosphatase activity. Gene Ontology annotation, biological process: regulation of circadian rhythm; circadian regulation of gene expression.